Molecule: messenger RNA, 1240 nt
Organism: Juglans regia (Persian walnut)
Lineage: Eukaryota; Viridiplantae; Streptophyta; Magnoliopsida; Fagales; Juglandaceae
Product: PRA1 family protein E-like
Exons: 1
Coding region: 225-791 (188 amino acids)
Biological process (GO): vesicle-mediated transport
Cellular component (GO): endoplasmic reticulum; Golgi apparatus
Source: RefSeq, a predicted model, not a curated record
UAAUUGGUAAGAAAAUUUAAAAAAUUUAAUUCGAUAUAUAUUUUGUUGGUUGCCGACAUCCCUCCUUUUUCACGGGCCAAUCCAAUUCGAAAGUAUGGAUAAAUUACCGGGGACCAUGAGACGACGUCGUUCAUUGCUUCUCUCUUUGUUUUCGAUUGGGGACUGAAUGAAUCUGUGUCUGAAACUUUGAACCAAUUUGAUUGUUGCUAGGGUUUCCCUCUGCAAUGAAUUCACAAUCGCCGCCAUACUCUGGCGUAUUCCGCUCCACUUCCUCCGCCACUCGCUCUUCUUUCCACUCGCAACGUCCAUGGCGGGAGCUCGUCCAACCCUUCUCCUCCUUCACGCGCCCAUACGCGAUCGGCGAAGCUAUCCUCCGUAUCAAGCGAAACCUCAGCCACUUCCGCGUUAACUACACGCUCAUCGUCCUCCUCGUCCUCUUCCUCAGUCUCUUAUGGCAUCCGGUCUCUAUGAUCGUCUUCCUCAUCGUCUUCGCCGCCUGGUGCUACCUCUAUUUUCUCCGCGACGAACCUCUCGUCGUCCUCAAUCGCCAGGUCGACGACCGCGUCAUUCUGGCCUCUCUAGCACUCGUCACGAUCGUCGCUCUGGUGCUCACCGACGUGUGGCUGAACGUGUUGGUCUCACUCCUGGUUGGGGCCGCCAUCGUCUUUUUACACGCUACGUUUCGUGGCACGGAGGACUUGUAUUACGACGACGAGCGAGAGGCCGCAGAAGGAGGUCUCUUAUCUGUCGUGGGGAGUAUCCCCACGCGCGCUGGGUUCAGCCGCGUGUAACAUCAUCCCUCACGCGCCGAAAACACAAUAUCGCAUUACUUGAUUAGGCUUCGGGCAAAGAAAUCUGGUUAGAACAGCAUUGAUUUCUCCAGCCUUAAAAGUUCAAAUCGAUUUCAUUUUUCUUCUUUCGUGUUGGUUAUAGUUCAAAGUUGGUUAUAGUUUGCUUCUGAAAUGGUUUUCGUUUUUCAAAUUUUCAUUCCGUCGAUAUGGUUGUAAAUGUUAUAGCACGAAUCGACGUUAUAUAGGUUUUGUUUGUAGUUACUGCUUUGCCAUGCUAGCAAGAGGAGCCUGUUGACGGGGGAUUAGGCAAAAUUUGGGUAUUCUUGUUCUAAAGCUUUCACCUUGAUGAUUGUGGAAUUAUGGAAUUUACAAGUACAAAUGCGAUGAAAAUUGUAUUGUGAUUCUUUCAUAUAAAAAAGAGGAUUUUUAUGUCAAGAGUCUUCACCCAC